AUGUCAGAUAUAUGCCUACCGACUUCAGCUGCAGUCCCUCAACUACCGGCCUACUAUUUCAAGAAUGAUGAUGUUGAGUUCAAUAUGGUUGAUGGUGGAGCGGCCGCUGACCUACAACCUGCUAAUAGCUAUCUUCGAAUUCAGGAAUAUGAUCUGGAUCCUUCCGUGGACGAUCCUACUGAUGCUUCAAAAGAAAACAUGGACAAUCUUGAAGAGGCAGGGAAAAAAAUGUUGCAAGAAAAUGUUAAAAGGAUAAAUGUGGAUACUUUUGAUCUUGAAGAAACAAACGAUGGUACGUAUGCCGAGGCUCUUGACAGGCUGGCUAAUAUUUUGUACGAAGAGAAAGAGCUGCGCCUUAAAAGGAAAUCUAUGGAGAAAAGAGGAAGACCAUUUAUUGAAACUAUUUGAGUGCCUUUUGGUCGAAUCCUAGCAGCUUAGACAUUUCUAUAGCUAAUA
Molecule: messenger RNA, 456 nt
Organism: Glycine soja
Lineage: Eukaryota; Viridiplantae; Streptophyta; Magnoliopsida; Fabales; Fabaceae
Product: patatin-like protein 1
Exons: 4
Coding region: 1-408 (135 amino acids)
Molecular function (GO): glycerophospholipase activity; monoacylglycerol lipase activity
Source: RefSeq, a predicted model, not a curated record